CUAUAACUCGUGUAUUACGAUAUUUCUCCACUCUCAACAGUUAAAUUUUAAUUAUUUAAAAAGCUCGGCAAGCCUCACGCUUUAAAUAUUACAAUUUAACUGUCUCGAGUGGAGAAAUAUCGUAACACACUUGUUGCAGUGGUGAAAUCUAUAUUUCCACGCUUUACAUGAGAAAAACGAAAAAUUGAUAAGCUGUAAUUGGAUCAAUACAUUGCAAUUUUAGAAUAAUUAUUAUUACAUCGAGUCCAUUAUACAACAGUUUUAUCUUACAGGUAAAGUUUGUGUCAUCCAUACAGGACCAUACAAUUGUAAAACAUUCAAUCACUUGUGUAACUGAUUGAUCAUAGAUAACAUGUUUAAGAUUACCGGAAAACAACGAUAACCUUGAAUCAACAUUUACGACAUGUAAUGGAAAAUCGAAGUAAAGUAGUUCGUCAUAAACUGCCACGCGUCCAAAUUCAAGAUAUCGAAAAAAACCAAUGCCUGCAUAAAGUAGUUAUUCAUUUAAAAAAAAAAUGAACUGCUCACAGCACCAAGGUGAAAAAUUACGCCUUUUUUGCAAAGAAUGUGAAGAUAUCAUAUGUGUUCAGUGUUUGUUGGAGAAUCAUCAACAGCAUAAGGUCAAAGGAUUAUCCGAAUCACAUGACAUUAUUCGGAGCAAGGUGAAUGAUUGGUGCUCAGACAAUAAAUUAGCAACUCAACAUGAUCUUGCAGAAACAAAAAAGCAAUUAGAAGAAGCGAUUGAAAAAAGUGUUCAAGAUGAGGCGAAAAUAGGAGAGGAUAUUCACAAGUGUGAAGUGCAGUGGAAGAACAAAAUUGAGGUAGAGGUUAAGAAUCUAUUAGAGGCUUCAAAGGAUGUCUUUGAGGAAGGCAGGAAUCAGAUUCAUAGCUUACUGGAUGAGGUUGAGUUUUGUAAAAACGAAAUGGAAAAUAUUGUAUCAGAGGACUCACUUAUUAGAUUAUAUUGUAGCUUGAAAAAAUGUUCCAUUAAUAAAGAAUGUUUAAAGUCAAAAUAUGAGAAAGUUACACCAUUAUUACAGCUGUAUGCGCCGUCUGGUGACACAUUGUUAGGUCGUAUUGGAGAAGGUUGUUGUAUGAGGAAGACAAAUGAUAUAUCUACACAAACAUGUAGUCCUCAUGAGCCUUUAUCAGACGAUAACAUUAUAACGGAAGUAGAUAAGAAAGGUCUCUUAACCUUGAUUCCACUAACAGAUCUGGUAGUUCCGGUUACGAAAAUUAUUCCAGUAAGUACAUCUGACGCAUGGUUAAUAUCAGAUAGGAAACUUUUUCGUCUAGACUUUUCUGGAAUAAAGAUGGCAGCUUAUACUGAGGAAGUUGACGAUAUUGCUGUACUGAAUAAUGGAGAUGUGCUUACUCUUAAUCGAACAAAAAGCUUUAUAAAUCAGAUCGACGCAAGAGGAAAUGUAACACCCUUUACAAGUACGGAUCCGUAUAUGCCGUUAUGUAUGGAUUACGUCAAGUCUGACAACUCUGUUUUCGUAUGGAUGAGUAAUAAGGAUUCAAGACAGAUGACAGUCUUUGAGACUACUGGAAUUAAAAAGAAAUCAUUUACGCUGUCCACCAGUAAAAGUGAGAGUUCUUGCAUGUCGGUGCACUCGAGUAACAAUUUUAGCAUUAUAUAUGACGUAGAACAAACAACUGGGAUAAGGAACUAUGUUUAUUCUUAUAGCCUCGAACCAAAAACUUCGUAUUCCUUCUCGGGUAAAUCUGGUCAAAGCCCAUAUUUGCAAUACGUCUGCAAAGGACUUUGUUACAAUAACCACGGCAACAUACUGGCAAGCGAUAUGCAGUUUAAUACAAUAUAUCAAUUGGAUGGAAAGUUACAGUUUCAAAAAAUACUUCUUGGUAAAAAUGAUGGUCUUAGUUCACCUGCAGCGCUUGCAUAUAGAGAGGGUCACUUAUGGAUAGCUGAUUCUAAAAGCUUAAGAAUUUAUGACUACCAAAAUCUCAUUUUUGCCUAGCGUUGUUUGUGUUUAUGAUACGAAAAACAUAAUUUUUCAACUGCAUAAUAGUUUGUUAUUGACAACAGCUAUGCUUUAAGGUUUAUGUAUUUAAUUCGCUAGCUAUGAUACAUUUUUGUCAUUCAGGUCGAUUUGAUUUUCACAUGGUAAACUCUGGACGCUUGCAUAUAUACUGGAAUAUACAUUGAACACAUUUUGGUUCCUCAAAAUGAUGGUAUCUGUAAAAUAAAAGUAGUUUAGCUUUU
Messenger RNA from Mytilus californianus (California mussel), 2227 nucleotides. RefSeq lists its product as uncharacterized. The record is from RefSeq and is a predicted model, not a curated record. Bases 516 to 1982 code for a protein of 488 amino acids. The transcript has 2 exons. Gene Ontology annotation, cellular component: nucleoplasm; chromatin. Lineage: Eukaryota; Metazoa; Mollusca; Bivalvia; Mytilida; Mytilidae. Gene Ontology annotation, biological process: positive regulation of DNA-templated transcription. Gene Ontology annotation, molecular function: zinc ion binding; ubiquitin-protein transferase activity.